CUUUUCCCCUAACUUUUGAAGAAACCCUAAAUCUCACAAAUUCAAUCUCUCAUUCUCAAUCUUAGAUUUCUCUGAAUCUGCGGAACCGCUCCCCCAAUUGCGUUCUCAAGUUCCCAACCGCCAUCUUCAAUCCCCCUCCGAUCUCUUCCGGCGAUUCGAGAUCUCUCUUUCGCCAACGUCUUCCCGGCGGCAUCUCUCACGAGCAUAAUCCCCCAUCCUAGCGGCCGGCAGCAGCUCUCUCUCACGAACAUCCAUCGCGGCGGCAUCUUUCUCUCUCGAGCAUCCAUCCCGCCGUAUUUUCAUCUAUUACGAUGGCUGAUGCUCAUGAAACUGAUAAGAACAUUGAAAUAUGGAAAAUUAAGAAGUUGAUUAAGGCACUUGAAGCUGCAAGAGGUAAUGGGACUAGCAUGAUUUCUCUCAUCAUGCCUCCACGUGAUCAAAUAUCUCGUGUUACUAAGAUGCUUGGUGAUGAAUUUGGAACUGCUUCGAACAUUAAGAGCAGGGUGAAUCGCCAAUCUGUUUUGGGGGCUAUCACAUCUGCUCAGCAGAGACUCAAGUUGUAUAACAAGGUUCCUCCAAAUGGGCUUGUGCUGUAUACUGGAACAAUCGUGACUGAAGAUGGCAAAGAAAAGAAAGUCACAAUUGAUUUUGAGCCUUUCAGGCCUAUAAAUGCAUCUCUUUAUCUCUGCGACAACAAGUUUCAUACGGAAGCCCUGAAUGAGCUGUUAGAAUCUGAUGACAAGUUUGGCUUCAUUGUCAUGGAUGGUAAUGGAACACUCUUUGGCACAUUGAGUGGUAACACACGUGAAGUACUCCACAAAUUUAGUGUCGACCUUCCUAAGAAACAUGGAAGAGGAGGUCAGUCAGCACUUAGGUUUGCUCGUCUUCGGAUGGAGAAGCGGCACAACUAUGUGAGGAAAACAGCAGAGCUUGCAACCCAGUUCUUUAUUAAUCCUGCCACUAGUCAACCUAAUGUUGCAGGAUUGAUACUGGCUGGAUCAGCCGACUUCAAAACGGAGCUCAGUCAAUCCGAUAUGUUUGAUCCUCGUCUUCAGGCCAAAAUACUUAAUGUUGUCGAUGUCUCUUAUGGUGGGGAAAAUGGAUUCAAUCAGGCUAUUGAAUUGUCAUCCGAGAUUUUGUCCAAUGUUAAAUUUAUUCAGGAGAAGCGCUUGAUUGGAAAAUACUUUGAAGAGAUUAGCCAGGACACAGGGAAAUAUGUUUUUGGUGUUGACGACACACUGAAAGCUCUGGAGAUGGGUGCUGUUGAAAUACUCAUUGUUUGGGAAAAUUUAGAUAUCAAUAGGUAUGUGUUAAAGAAUGCUUCCACUGGCGAGAUUGUUAUAAAGCACUUGAACAAGGAACAGGAAGCCAAUCAGAGCAACUUCCGUGACCCCACCACCUCUGCUGAGUUGGAGGUUCAAGAAAAGAUGGCCUUGCUGGAAUGGUUUGCAAAUGAGUACAAGAAGUUUGGCUGCACCCUGGAGUUCGUUACCAACAAAUCACAGGAAGGAUCACAGUUUUGCCGAGGUUUUGGUGGUAUUGGAGGAAUUCUUCGUUACCAGCUUGACAUAAGAUCGUUUGAUGAACUAUCUGAUGGAGAACAGUACGAUGAUUCUGAAUAGCAAUCAAUCAAUCACUCCCCCUUGCUGGUGCAGAUGGGGGUUCAAGAGCUUGCACCAGCGCCCAGGGUUCGCGGAGGUUAGUCUUGGUUUGAACUGGAAAAUUUGUGAAGGCUUUAUAAGGGGUUAUAUCCUUUUGAUCUGGAUUUGGUGCCUAUCUUGAUUGAUCGUCAAGGAUGCGUGCUCCAAUCUGUAGCCACAGUGCUCUGCCCUUGUUCUUGUGGAAUGGUUGCUGUCUUCAGCAGAUACUCAGUUACAAAAAUAUUUGAAGUAUUGCAAUAAUAUUCAAUGUCGUAUGCUCUGAACUUUUUUGAGUUUGUCAUUUCCGACUAUUUUUCAUUGCUGAUAAACCAUGUCAGUUGGAUCUGAAUUCAUAUGCAUGUAAUAUUUGAAGGUGGUUUUAUUAGGGUUGGUUUUUUGAUCUCUAAGAAUAAUAUGUUUCAAACU
This is a messenger RNA of Benincasa hispida (wax gourd), 2066 nucleotides long. Its product is annotated as eukaryotic peptide chain release factor subunit 1-3. Lineage: Eukaryota; Viridiplantae; Streptophyta; Magnoliopsida; Cucurbitales; Cucurbitaceae. The record is from RefSeq and is a predicted model, not a curated record. Gene Ontology annotation, molecular function: translation release factor activity. Gene Ontology annotation, biological process: translational termination.